UCGGCCAGGCCAGGCUGCAUCGUCAGACCCCUCGAGCGGGAGCUGGAGAACUUGCCGGCCCAAGCUCUGCCGUGGUGCGGCUCGCGAUGGGGUCCCGCUUGGGGGCACACCGCCGCUGGCUCCCGGGGGCCGCCUCCGUCGCGAGGGUUUGAAGCGUGGCCGCCCGGGGGAGGGUGGACAGCCAGGCGCCGGGGCUGGAUCGCUGGCUGACCUUGGCAGGGCCGAUCUGGCUCGGCCGCCACCACGCGCAGAUGUUUUCAAGUCAGCAAACAUUUACUGAGCAUCUAUUAUGUACAAGAUGAACAUCUGCAACAAGCCCUCCAACAAGACGGCCCCGGAGAAGAGUGUGUGGACAGCAUCUGCACAGGCCAGUGGACCCUCCCCGGAGCUGCAGGGCCAGCGGUCCCGCCGGAAUGGGUGGAGUUGGCCCCCUCACCCGCUCCAGAUUGUGGCCUGGCUGCUGUACCUCUUCUUCGCUGUGAUUGGCUUUGGGAUCCUCGUGCCCCUCCUGCCUCACCAUUGGGUGCCUGCUGGCUAUGCUUGCAUGGGCGCCAUCUUUGCCGGCCACCUUGUGGUACACCUGACUGCUGUCUCCAUCGAUCCAGCAGAUGCCAACGUGCGGGACAAGAGCUACACAGGGCCCCUGCCGGUCUUCAACCGUAGCCAGCACGCACACGUCAUUGAAGACCUGCACUGCAACCUGUGUGAUGUGGACGUGAGCGCUCGCUCCAAACAUUGCAGCGCCUGCAACAAGUGUGUGUGCGGCUUCGACCACCACUGCAAGUGGCUCAACAACUGCGUGGGCGAGAGGAAUUACCGGCUUUUUCUACACAGUGUAGCUUCAGCCUUGUUGGGUGUCCUGCUCCUCGUGUUGGUGGCCACCUAUGUCUUUGUCGAGUUCUUUAUCAACCCCAUGCGGCUGCGCACCAACCGCCACUUUGAAGUCCUGAAGAAUCACACAGAUGUAUGGUUUGUGUUCCUGCCCGCGGCCCCGGUGGAGACUCAGGCUCCGGCCAUCCUGGCCCUGGCUGCCCUUCUCAUCCUUUUGGGCCUGCUUUCCACAGCCCUGCUUGGCCACCUGCUCUGCUUCCACAUUUAUCUCAUGUGGCACAAACUCACCACCUAUGAGUACAUCGUGCAGCAUCGCCCAUCACAGGAGGCAAAGGGGGCCCACAGGGAGCUCGAGUCAUGUCCCCCCAAGAUGCGAUCCAUUCAGGAGAUGGAGUUCUACGUGCGGACUUUCAGCCAUGUGCGUCGGGAGCCCCCUGGUCAGGCCAGGCCCACAGCAGCGAAUGUCGACCCCUCCCGGUUCUUUGCCACCCGCGGCCAAGAGGAGCCUGCCCCACCCUCCUCGCCCGAGGCUCUCGGGUUGCCCCCCCGGAUCCGACCCCAGAAAAAGAGGAAGCGGCGCGUGUAUAAAGUGCCGACCUCUGGGACCCUGGACCCGACGCCCGCACGACCCAGGCUGCCGGGGUCCCGGGCUUCUGGCCACCGCUCCAGCUCUUCGUCGGAUUCCGCGGGCGAGAGCCCGGUGCACGCCGCUGGCCCUGCGGACGCCUACCAUUCGGCUUCGGCCGAGUCGGUGGACGAGAUUCCGGUGGCGCAGACGCGUCUGGGUAGCGCGGCCCUGGCCACCCGCGGGGGCAGGGUCCGAGAGCCUGGGCUGGCACUGCAGGCGCGAGCGCUCGCGGUUUUCGUGAGCCCGAGCAGCGGCGAGCCCGGGGUGCGGGGCUGCCCGGAAACCGGCCUGGCCUAGCCCAGCCGAGAAGCAAGAGGGCCGAGGGGGAGCGGCCGGCCCGACUCUAUGCAACAGCCCACCCUCGCGCACCGUGUGCACUUUAGGGGCCUCUAAGGCCGGCGGGCCCCCCCUCCUCCACUCAGCAAUACCCACCCCACCGGCCAUGAUGCUCCAAUAAAUUUUUUUAUGCUUU
This is a messenger RNA of Loxodonta africana (African savanna elephant), 1931 nucleotides long. It is a transcript of the gene ZDHHC1, whose product is annotated as zinc finger DHHC-type containing 1. Gene Ontology annotation, biological process: protein targeting to membrane; peptidyl-L-cysteine S-palmitoylation. The transcript is spliced from 12 exons. Lineage: Eukaryota; Metazoa; Chordata; Mammalia; Proboscidea; Elephantidae. The record is from RefSeq and is a predicted model, not a curated record. Gene Ontology annotation, molecular function: protein-cysteine S-palmitoyltransferase activity. Bases 290 to 1756 code for a protein of 488 amino acids. Gene Ontology annotation, cellular component: Golgi apparatus; endoplasmic reticulum.